CUUUACAGAGAAAUUUUGUUUAUUAAAAUUCCAAUGGACCCUAGGUUCAGCGCCCAGGAUGUUCUGCGCUGUGACCUGUGUGAGAUUCCUGUUCCUCCAAUGUACUGUGACUUUUGUUAUGUCAGACUCUGUAAAGCUUGUGUAGGGGAGCAUCUCUCAGAUUUAUCUAAAGAACAUAAAGUGGAGUCAUUCAAACAAAGAAGAUCUACACAAAAUUUCUCGAAAUGUUCCACACACAAAAGCAAGCCUUGUGAACUCCAUUGUGCGAAAUGUGACAUUCCAGUGUGUUCCCUUUGUAUAUCGGGCAAACAUAAAGGGCACACAUUCCUGGACAUUAUUCAGAUAUUUAAUGACAAAAAGGAAGAAAUGAAAAAUGAUCUUCAAGAAUUGGAAAAAUGUUUACAUUCUAAAUAUGAAGGGAUUGCUUCAGAAAUUGGUGUUGAAAAAUCAGGUCUUGAUGGACAGUAUGGGAAACUGACAACAGCUGUCAUCAAACAAGGAGAAGACUGGCACAGAGAAAUUAACAUCACUGUCAACAAACAGAAAUCUGAAAUUGAUGAGAUGAAAACUAAGCACCUGGCUGCUCUAAAUAAACAGGAAAAAGAUAUUAAACAGAUUACUUCUAAUGUAAAACAGAGUAUUCUUGAUCUGAAGAAAAUACUGGACUCCAAUGAUGUCUCUUUAAUCUCUGUGUACAUAUCCAGGAAUGCUGAAUUCAGAAGUUUACCUCCUAAAGUCAAUGUUUCAUUACCAAGUUUCUCUCAUAAGAAGAUCAACACAGAACAGCUCCAUCAAAUGUUUGGUUCUCUGUCAGCAUUAUCCAUUACAACAGAAAAACAUGGCCACACAAUGAAGACACCAGAAGCUGUAUCCUGUCCUCCAGUCAAACCACUGCUUGAUGAACCAAAGCUCAUCACCACCAUAGACACUGGGUAUAAAUAUCUAUACAGUGAUACCUGUCUCAGUGAUGAAGAAAUCUGGACAUGUGGAGAAGACAAAAUCAUGAAACUCUACAACCUCCAGGGCAAACUACUGAAGUCAAUCAAAACCAAGUCAAGGAACAUACCACGUGACAUAGCAGUGACAAGGAGAGGAGAUCUAGUUUAUACUGACCCUUAUAGAAGAACUGUAAACAUAAUGAAGAAUAGGCAGAUACAAGAACUGAUCAGACUACAGGGGUGGAAACCUGACUAUGUCUGUAGUACCUCCUCUGGUGACCUCCUGGUUACCAUGAACAGUGAUGAUGGAGAACAAACAAAAGUUGUACGUUACUCUGGUUCCACAGAAAAACAAACAAUUCAGUUUGAUAGUGAAGGUAAACCUCUGUAUUCAUCUCACUACUUUAAAUACAUCAGUGAGAAUAGGAACCUGGAUAUCUGUGUGGCUGACUAUGGAGCCAGUUCAGUAGUGAUGGUUAAUGAGGCAGGAAAACUCCGUUUUAGAUACACUGGUCAUCCCUCUACUACCAAGGAAACAUUUUAUCCAUACGGCAUCACAACAGACAGUCAAAGUCAGAUCCUGACAGCAGACUGUGACAAUGACUGUAUCCACAUCCUAGAUCAGGACGGACAGUUCCUCCGUUACAUUGAUAGCUGUGAUCUACAGCUUCCAUGGGGUUUAUGUGUAGACACCAGAGACAACCUUUUUGUGGCUGAGUUUUUCAGUGAUAAAGUGAAGAAAAUCAAAUAUAUGUAAACAAACUGUUUUUAAAUAAAAGGAAU
Saccostrea echinata is the source of this 1721-nucleotide messenger RNA. RefSeq lists its product as uncharacterized. The record is from RefSeq and is a predicted model, not a curated record. The coding region runs from base 34 to 1695 and encodes 553 amino acids. Gene Ontology annotation, cellular component: nucleoplasm; chromatin. Gene Ontology annotation, biological process: positive regulation of DNA-templated transcription. Lineage: Eukaryota; Metazoa; Mollusca; Bivalvia; Ostreida; Ostreidae. The transcript has a single exon. Gene Ontology annotation, molecular function: protein binding; zinc ion binding; ubiquitin-protein transferase activity.